Carlito syrichta (Philippine tarsier) is the source of this 2897-nucleotide messenger RNA. Its product is annotated as zinc finger transcription factor Trps1-like. The record is from RefSeq and is a predicted model, not a curated record. The coding region runs from base 334 to 1194 and encodes 286 amino acids. Gene Ontology annotation, biological process: regulation of transcription by RNA polymerase II. The transcript is spliced from 2 exons. Lineage: Eukaryota; Metazoa; Chordata; Mammalia; Primates; Tarsiidae. Gene Ontology annotation, molecular function: RNA polymerase II transcription regulatory region sequence-specific DNA binding; DNA-binding transcription factor activity. Gene Ontology annotation, cellular component: nucleus.
CUAUUUCAGAGGCGUAGAGGCUCCGGUGUUUUUUGUGCCAAUUGCCUGACCACAAAGACCUCUCUCUGGCGAAAGAAUGCAAAUGGUGGAUAUGUAUGCAACGCGUGUGGCCUCUACCAGAAGCUUCACUCGACUCCCAGGCCUUUAAACAUCAUUAAACAAAACAAUGGUGAGCAGAUUAUUAGGAGAAGAACAAGAAAGCGCCUUAACCCAGAGGCCCUUCAGGCUGAGCAGCUCAGCAAACAGCAGAGGGGCAGCAGUGAGGAGCAAGUCAACGGAAGCCCCUUAGAGAGGAGGUCAGAGGAUCACUUGACCGAAAGUCACCAGAGAGAAAUGCCACUCCCGAGCCUAAGUAAAUAUGAAGCCCAGGGUUCAUUGACUAAAAGCCAUUCUGCUCAGCAGCCCGUCCUGAUCAGCCAAACUCUGGAUAUUCACAAAAGGAUGCAACCUUUGCACAUUCAGAUAAAAAGUCCUCAGGAAAGUACUGGAGAUCCAGGAAACAGUUCAUCUGUGUCUGAAGGGAAAGGAAGUUCUGAGAGAGGCAGUCCCAUAGAAAAGUACAUGAGACCCACGAAGCACCCAAAUUACUCACCACCAGGCAGCCCUAUUGAAAAGUAUCAGUACCCACUUUUCGGACUUCCCUUUGUACAUAAUGACUUCCAGAGUGAAGCUGAUUGGCUGCGGUUCUGGAGUAAAUAUAAGCUCUCCGUUCCUGGGAAUCCGCACUACUUGAGUCACGUGCCUGGCCUACCAAAUCCUUGCCAAAACUAUGUGCCUUAUCCCACCUUCAAUCUGCCUCCUCAUUUUUCAGCUGUCGGAUCAGACAAUGACAUUCCUCUAGAUUUGGCGAUUAAGCAUUCCAGACCUGGGCCAACUGCAAAUGGUGCCUCCAAGGAGAAAACGAAGGCACCACCAAAUGUAAAAAAUGAAGGUCCCUUGAAUGUAGUAAAAACAGAGAAAGUUGAUAGAAGUACUCAAGACGAACUUUCCACGAAAUGUGUGCACUGUGGCAUUGUCUUUCUGGAUGAAGUGAUGUAUGCUUUGCAUAUGAGUUGCCAUGGUGACAGUGGACCUUUCCAGUGCAACAUAUGUCAGCAUCUUUGCACGGACAAAUAUGACUUCACAACACACAUCCAGCGGGGCCUGCACAGGAACAAUGCACAAGCAGAAAAAAAUGGAAAACCUAAAGAGUAAAACCUUAGCACUUAGCACAAUUAAAUAGAAAUAGGUUUUCUUGAUGGGAAUUCAAUAGCUUGUAAUGUCUUAUGAAGACCUAUUAAAAAAAAUACUUCAUAGAGCCUGCCUUAUCCAACAUGAAAUUCCCUUCUUUUAGGAUUCUUUCUUUUGAUGAGUAGGUGACUGAGAUUAAAAAGUGAGACAAGUGGUCAGUGAGAAAGAAUGGAAGAUGGCAAACAAUCCUUUUUUAAAGCCUAGUAAAUCACAACCAUCUUGGCCUAUAUAUUCUGGGGAAUCAAUCCUGAAGAGAUAUCACCAGACUAUAAUUAGUAGGUUUGUAAAGAACGAGUUAAAAACUAUCUGGAAUUUGGAAGAGAUUACGUAUUAUGAUUGGGUUGGCCAUUGUCCUGUGUAUUCAAAAACCCAUAAAUUGUUGCCUAAAUUUUUAAGUCUCAUGAGAUCCUAGGCAGAGGAGGAGAAAUGAAAGUUCAAGGGCCGUGAAAGGAAAAUGGCGCCCUCUCCUCAGUCUCCUCUCAUUGACCAUGUUUCAGAUUUUGACCUAGAAAUGCGAGCUGUGGUUAGACUUGGUUAGAGAGCAGCAAGAAAGGUGAUAGAUGGUGGCACACUGUUGGGCCUGCCCUGCCUGUACAUACACAUACACACCCUCUCUAGUAUUUUUGUCCUUUAGAUGUUCAAAUACUCAGUAAACCUUUUGUUUGCAAGUUUAGUUUCAUUCUGUCCAAAUAUAUAUUCGUUUUAAAAAACAAUGUCCUCGAUGCUUACAUAGUAAUUUUAUUUUAGCCAGGUAUCUCUUUCUUGUACAUGAUGAACCCAUUUGGAUUUGUUUUUGUUUUUUGGGUUUUUGGGGUUUUUUUUAAGCCUCCUGUUGGUCACUAAUCUCACUUGGUACCUUAUAACUAAAGGAAUCCCCUCAGUUCAAAAGUAUAGAUGGAUACAAGUUCAGACCAUGGGUGUAAUUUGUUUAGAACACAUGGUAUUUCUUCACAAGGUAACCUGCUGUAUUUAUUUAUUUCUUUUUGGUUAAAUAUAAUUUCCAAACUUUGUGGUCAGGCAAUGUCUACAGUUAUGUUACCACAGACUGACAGUUGGUAUAUAUACCAGUCAAUCCCUUCAUUAGAUGUACACAGGUUUAGUUAAGUAGCAUUAAAUAGGAAUCUUAGAAGUAUGUCUUCAUAGUACUUUUAAUACUUAAGGCUUUGUAAAAAUAAAAAUAAAAUUAAAAAAACUGUCCAUGAAGGGAAGCUCCUCAGCAUAACUGCUCAGGGAAAUAGGGCUAAAUAACUGAACAUUAAAUAAUUGGUUAAAGGUGCUGUUAGUCGAGCCUCAAUGCUUGCUAUAAGGAUGUAUGUACAAGGACUGACUUUAAUAAUUUGCAUUAUAUUGUCCCAACCAGUAGUUUAUUUUUUGCCACGGAGAUGUAGAAGAUAUUACAAGCUACUGGAUGCACUGUCAGAUUAACUUAUUUCAUUAAAGAAGUUGGGAGAACAAAUAGGAAAAAAAACUUAUUUUUCUAGUAAAUAUUAAUGUAUUACAUUUCAAAUAAUGGUGCCUGACAUAUUGAAUAAUUAUUUUCUACAGUGUACGUAUGCAACAAAGAUAUUCCAUCAUGCAUUAGAGUCAGUUCUGGCUCUGCCUAGCUGUUUACAUUUGCAAAUGUAGCAAACAAGGUAAUGAAGCAACUAUUUCUAUUGCAGUAGAUA